Sinocyclocheilus anshuiensis is the source of this 549-nucleotide messenger RNA. Its product is annotated as proprotein convertase subtilisin/kexin type 6-like. Bases 7 to 444 code for a protein of 145 amino acids. The record is from RefSeq and is a predicted model, not a curated record. NCBI's taxonomy places the organism in Eukaryota, Metazoa, Chordata, Actinopteri, Cypriniformes, Cyprinidae. The transcript is spliced from 4 exons.
GCAGGAAUGACCUGCGUUCCAGAAUGUGCCAAUGGAACGUUUUUUAACCUGGAAGAAAUGAAGUGCAGCCCUUGCCACAUCUCCUGCUCCACAUGCACAGGUCCAGGACUGGAGGAGUGCAUUCAGUGUGUGCCGGACUACUUACAGCAGGAGUGGCGGUGCGUCCGAACCUGUGCUCCCGGAUACUACAGAGGAGAGGCGGCAGGAUUCACACAGAAGAUGUGCCGCAAGUGUGAGGAGCACUGUUUGAGCUGUCAGGGUCCUGGAACCAGCUGCACGCAGUGUAAGGAGGGAUACAGCCUCGUCAGCCGGACCUGCAUCAUGAACGCCACCUGUAACAACGCGGAUGAAGUGUUCUGCGAGAUGGUCAAAUCGAACCGAUUAUGUGAGAAGAAGCUCUUCCGUCAGUUCUGCUGCCGCACGUGUUUGAUGACGGCUGGAUGACAGCAAGAGAGGGCUGACCUCCUCUUUCUUUGGUUGUAUUAUCUAAUGUACAUUUUAAACUAGUUAUACUGUGAUUAUUAAAGGAAUAGUUCACAAAAAAUGAAA